AGCAUCAAACCUAAAGUCCUUGUUCGUGACCAGGAUUCAAAGCAGAGCCCUAUAGGAGACAAUCAAUCAACACUUCCCCCCAAAAAAGUCACACUUGAGGGGCCGAAAGCGGCGCCUUUCAUUGGCAAACUGGCAGACAGCCUCCAGACGGCUCUGCUCCACAAACAUGCCGCACCGGUGGUAGAAGUACAUCAGCCGUGCGCAGCAACAAAAAAGACGCCAGACAAGGUUUUGUUUAAUAGUCAGCAAUUGAAAGCUUCUUGUCCAACAGCGAGGUCACCUUGAAUGGAAUCUAAAGCGGAGAACUGAAGCUCAGCUUUUUUUUGUUUGUUUGUUUUUUGUUUGUUUGUUUUUUUCCUCGUAUCCGUGGAGUGUGGACUGCAGCAGUCUCUCCUUCAGGAUUUAAUUUGCUCGUAAAUUCACUUUCUUGUUUGUGGAUAGCACCUGUUCACCUGGAUCUCCGUUAACACGCAUAAGGAGAGAUUUUUCGGGGAAAUAAAGAGAAAGACAGAAAAAAGUGGCCAGGCUUUUUGAGGUGAGGACUUUGGCUCAGGGUCUCGGGAGAGAUGGCGGCGUCUGCACCCUCCUCUGGCGGAGAAGCGGAUCCCAACUCGACAAAUUUAUGGCCACCGGGCUCAAGCUAUGAUGCGUGGUGUGGGGUUGCUCAUGGAUGCACUAGAAAACUGGGAAUGAAAAUAUGUGGAUUCUUACAGAAGAAUAACAGCCUGGAGGAAAGAAGCAGAAUUGUAAGCUCCUUCAAGGAGCGCACAGCCAAAAACCUGCUUUCCUGCGAUAACAUCGGAGGAGAUGCGCAUUUCAGGCGAACAGAAACCGACUUCUCCAACCUUUUCGCCAGAGAUCUGUUACCUGCCAAAAAUGGAGAGGAGCCCACAAUGCAGUUCUUGCUUGAGGUUGUGGAAAUCCUCACCAACUACAUCCGGAAGACUUUUGACAGAUCCACCAAAGUGUUGGACUUCCACCACCCCCACCAGCUGCUGGAGGGCAUGGAGGGCUUCAACCUGGAGCUGUCUGACCAGCCCGAGUCUCUGGAGCAGAUCCUGGUGGACUGCAGGGACACCCUGAAGUAUGGAGUGAGAACAGGUCACCCCAGGUUCUUCAACCAGCUGUCCACUGGAUUAGACAUUGUUGGUUUGGCAGGGGAGUGGCUCACUUCUACAGCCAACACUAAUAUGUUUACUUAUGAGAUUGCCCCUGUUUUUGUGCUAAUGGAGCAGUUGACACUCAAAAAGAUGCGAGAGAUCAUCGGCUGGCCGAGUGGAGAGGGGGAUGGAAUAUUUUCUCCAGGAGGUGCCAUUUCCAACAUGUACAGUGUGAUGAUCGCCAGAUACAAGUUCUUCCCUGAAGUCAAGACCAAAGGCAUGGCGGCUGCACCCCGACUGGUCCUUUUCACCUCAGAGCAUAGCCACUAUUCAAUCAAAAAAGCAAGCGCUGCUUUAGGCUUUGGAACAGAGAACCUGAUCCUUCUGAAAACAGACGAGAGAGGGAGAGUUAUACCUGCUGAUUUAGAAGCCAAAGUAAUUGAAGUCAAGCAAAAGGGUUAUGUCCCAAUGUUUGUAAAUGCCACCGCUGGUACCACUGUCUACGGGGCCUUCGACCCCAUCAAUGAAAUCGCAGACAUCUGUGAGAAGUACAACAUGUGGCUUCAUGUGGAUGGUGCAUGGGGAGGAGGUUUGUUGAUGUCCAGGAAGCACAGGCACAAGCUGAAUGGAGUAGAAAGGGCUAACUCAGUCACCUGGAAUCCUCACAAGAUGAUGGGAGUGCCACUGCAGUGCUCUGCUAUUCUGGUCAGGGAGAGGGGCUUGUUACAAGGCUGCAACUCUAUGUGUGCGGGCUAUCUCUUCCAGCCAGACAAACAGUACGAUGUUACAUAUGACACAGGCGACAAAGCUAUUCAGUGUGGACGGCAUGUUGAUAUCUUCAAAUUCUGGCUCAUGUGGAAGGCAAAGGGAACAGUAGGAUUUGAGCAGCACAUUGACAAGUGCCUGGACCUGUCAGCAUACCUCUACCAUAAAAUAAAAAACAGAGAGGGCUAUGAGAUGGUGUUCAAUAGUGAGCCACAGCACACUAAUGUCUGCUUCUGGUACAUUCCACCGAGCCUGCGUGGCUUGCCUGAUGGUGAGGAGAAGCGUGACAGGCUGCACAAGGUGGCCCCUAAGAUCAAAGCAAUGAUGAUGGAGUCAGGGACUACGAUGGUGGGCUACCAGCCACAAGGAGACAAAGUCAACUUCUUCAGAAUGGUCAUCUCCAACGCUGCUGCCACCAGGUCAGACAUCGACUUCCUGAUUGAAGAGAUUGAGCGACUUGGGCAAGACUUGUAAGAGCCACCUGUAAAGUGAAACAUUUCAAAACCAUGUUUUUCUUUUCCAAGUCUUAAGAACCUCAAGCUUAGCUUUGUGUCUCCUUUGUCCCAUGAAGACGUUGAGAUUUUCUGGCAAUGCACAACAAACAAUGAUAUACAAAGUGUGUUUCUGUCAAUUCUGUCUUUAGCAACAGUGAUACUCAAAACAUUUGCACACAAGGUUCUCUAAAGUAAAAAAGGGUGAGCACAGUGGGAUUCUUACUAAAGUGGAUGUGCGUAAAGUGGAAACAUACCACAAUGUAAAUGUGAUUAGUUUAAUAAGGAGUCCUCUGUGUACAUGAGGACAGCCACCCUUUUCUAAAGAAAGAAAGAAAAGCGAGAGGAAAAAACUGUCACAACCCCUCUAAUGUUGCUUUUGAACCAGGUUUAUAUAAUUUGCAAGUCCUGCUUUAAUUAUUUGCGUUUUAGACAGAUUUCCCACUUCUUUUAAAACAGCUGAUGAUUCUGUACAUAGCAGCACUGAAGAAUGUCCUGAAACUGUCAGUCAGUACCCAAAACAGAAUCAAAUGUUGAUGACUUUCAGCAGUAAUAGAGCACUUUGUAGGAAACCUUAUAGCAUUAACAUUAACAGCAUUAAAGAGAAUAUAUAACAUGUAAUUAUUAAGAUAUAUAUGGUUAUUAUCAAGCCAGAUGUGCCAGAACAUCAUAGCUUUUAUAUUCCCUUAAAAUUACAAGUUGGACCAUAGAACACAGUCCCUGUAAGAAGCACCGUUACUGAUGUGUUUUUAGACUUUUGUGUAGAUUGUGUAUAUUAUUGUUACAUUGCCUUUGUGCCAAAUGUGUCCUAGUUUUACAGUGAACAAAUUCUAUAUGUAAAUCAACCAUGAAGUACAUUAUGUGAUAGACUAAUAACUCAAUUUAUAUUGAGAGACUAUAAUUGUGAAUAGUUUAUCUGCUCUUUUUUCCAUUUGUAAUGUAUCCUUCUUCCUGUUUGGAAACUCUGCUGUAUUAUAUCGUAUAAUGUUUUGGAUAAUGUCUUUUAGUGUAUUUGUGAACCAAAGAAGGGUUGAGUUAGAUUAAAGAAUAUGUAUGUAGCCCUUAUUCUCCCUUAUGGACAAAUUCAGAUGUUUAUAUAAGAAUGCCUAAUUUACUGCCAUUAACUUUAGUGCAAUCUAUAUUGUGUAACUGUGCAAUGUCAUUGUGAUUCACUGACUGAUUGUUGGCAAAACAUUCUGCUUAAAGACCUGCAGUCAGCUGCGGCUGCUGGUGUUUUAUAAAGGAUAAAAAGCACAAUGCUAACUCAUGAAUGUGGGGCAGCUUUAAAUAUUGGGACAUAUGAUUGUCUCUGUAUGAUAAUAUGUGAUGUGGAGUGAAACAAUAAUAUGCAAAAUUUUGUUUGGUACAACAUGCUUUCAAUAGGCACACUUUAAUGUUAAGGAAAACUAUGUAAUCACUUAUCAUGAAGCAUUUUUGCUUGAACAAUGAAAUGCAAAGUGUUUGCAACUGUAUUAACACGUAUUAUACAAUUGUACAUUCCUAAAUAUGGUGGGAAUAAAUUUCCCUUAUAGUAUUCCAUGUAGGCACUUUACCAGAAUUAUAUUACUGCUGUAUCCACUAAUAAAGACAUGAGCUGUAGAACA
This is a messenger RNA of Melanotaenia boesemani (Boeseman's rainbowfish), 3960 nucleotides long. Its product is annotated as glutamate decarboxylase 1. Gene Ontology annotation, molecular function: glutamate decarboxylase activity; pyridoxal phosphate binding. The coding region runs from base 567 to 2339 and encodes 590 amino acids. The transcript is spliced from 17 exons. Gene Ontology annotation, cellular component: cytoplasm; presynaptic active zone. NCBI's taxonomy places the organism in Eukaryota, Metazoa, Chordata, Actinopteri, Atheriniformes, Melanotaeniidae. Gene Ontology annotation, biological process: GABA biosynthetic process. The record is from RefSeq and is a predicted model, not a curated record.